UCGUUCUAAGUGCAAACUGGCCUUAAUUAACAACUCGUCAUGACAUCAGCAGCUUAAAUGGUCCCUUUAAAUGGCUGCUUCACCUGAUAGGCUGCAUGUUUCUCUCUCUCCCGGUAAAACCUCUCCGAGACAUUCCGCACCCUCCUGAAACUCUUCCACUCACUUUGUCUCAAAUUGAAGAAUCUGUCUGAGGAGAGAGAGAGAGGGGGGGAGAAAGAGAGAGAGAGAGACGUUAGAGCGUCUCCAUCUCCAUUGCGCAUAGAGAACCGUUUGUGUAUCUUUCGUUUCUAUGUUUGUUUUAUUUGUUCGUAAACACUCUUCCUCUCCAGCCGAUCCGGAUCGAUCGACCCCAGUGACCGGAGGUCGCGGAUGACGGAUAAGCGUUUGGAGAGCCACUUUCCCUGGAUAUAACCAUGCGACGGGAUGUUGGUUAGACAGGCACCGGUCCAAACCAUGGAUACCUGUCGGAAAGGAGCGAUUCUAUGUGUGCGAGGAUUCUGAGACCCGUCAUGCGCUGUUAUUGACCUUCACUGCGCGUUUAUUUGGAGACAUUUGGAUCCGAUUGGAGAGGUCUUCUCUCUCCGCUAGCGCAAAAACCUAUGGAAAAACACAUCGUGGGACAUGGAUAGAGUGAUUGAGUCAUCUGUGGAUCUAGUGCCGAUGACCAGAGCUCCUGUCUGAGGUGUGCUGGAGGUUUGGUGGUUUUAGGGAGUUCGUGGUAUGUGAACGCAACGACACGCCGCGUCCUCCUCGCCCUGCUGUCCGCGGCGCACAGACGAUUCAUCAUGCUGAGGCAGAUGCUGCUGAACUCCACGGCAGCGGCGCGAGACUUCGACCUGAUGAGCAACACGCACACGCCGGCACCGCUGAACGUGUCCCAUGGGCCCGUGAGCGUCUCGGCCCUCCUGAAGCCCACGGGCCGCGGGAGCGCCCUGCGAGAGGGCGAGCCCGACAAACCGGACCUGGCCACAUACGUGGUGAUGUGCCUGGUGCUCUUCCUGCUGGUCCUCCUCAUUGUCUUCUUCAUCAACUGUCAGCUGAGGAACUCUUUCUUCGCCUCCAUGCCUUACGACCGCUCACUGCGAGAGGCCCGCAGCUCCUACAAAUGACCCUUUUGAGCCCCACAGCGGAUGCAAAUGGUUUGGAUAACAGAACCAGCGGCGGAUUGCAACCGAACUGACCCGUGUGAUUGAUCUGUCUGUAUAUAAUGACUGUUUUGUACUUCUGCACGGCCUUUUAUGUCCAUAUACGGUAUAUCACGAGUCGUGUGCGUUAUGUAAGAGAUUAUUUUCUUGUACGAUGUUGAACCAUGAUUAAAUCUCACAUUCAUGAG
Messenger RNA from Labeo rohita (rohu), 1333 nucleotides. Its product is annotated as small integral membrane protein 32-like. The coding region runs from base 786 to 1109 and encodes 107 amino acids. The record is from RefSeq and is a predicted model, not a curated record. Lineage: Eukaryota; Metazoa; Chordata; Actinopteri; Cypriniformes; Cyprinidae. The transcript is spliced from 2 exons.